Messenger RNA from Ruditapes philippinarum (Manila clam), 623 nucleotides. RefSeq lists its product as uncharacterized. Bases 69 to 617 code for a protein of 182 amino acids. The transcript is spliced from 2 exons. Gene Ontology annotation, molecular function: extracellular ligand-gated monoatomic ion channel activity. Gene Ontology annotation, biological process: monoatomic ion transport. The record is from RefSeq and is a predicted model, not a curated record. Gene Ontology annotation, cellular component: membrane. NCBI's taxonomy places the organism in Eukaryota, Metazoa, Mollusca, Bivalvia, Venerida, Veneridae.
UAAUAAUGUUUAAUGUAAGACAAUUGAUCCACAUUUUAUUUUGUUUUAUACCAAAGUGAUAAUAAGCAAUGGCUAAAAUUCUGUAUUUAAAUUCUCUUGUAAGAACUGACGGAAUGUGCAAUUUUCUAGUGAUUUUAACUUUCUUAAACAUUUUCAUAUCACCAGCUUUUUGCCAGACCUAUGACGACGCAAAGGCCGUGCAGGAGACUUUGCUGAACUUCUAUUCAAACAAUAACACACAGCUGACGAGUAUCAUACCGGUCGAGGACCAGUCUACCGCGUUGAGCGUUAUACUCACAAUGCACCUAUACUCAGUAGACGGGUUCAACGCAGUAACGGGACUGGUUGAGAUAUCCGGAAGUCUGUAUCUCGAAUGGAAGGACGAGACUAGGGCGGCUUCCAUUGGGAACUAUGUCUUUCCAUUCAGUCCAGAAGGUUACUCCGUUCGUCUGCCGCAGGAAUCGGUUUUUCGUCCAUCAAUCCGCUUAACAAAUGCUGUUGAUUCGGUCAAGCACAUUGGCGAUCCUGCAUACAAAAUACGUUACCAUGUAUACGACGGGAGAAUGAUGUGGCAGCCGAAAGUGAUCAUGAAAGCAGCUUGCAAACCGGUAUGUUGAAUAUUA